This is a messenger RNA of Octopus bimaculoides (California two-spot octopus), 4794 nucleotides long. RefSeq names its product carbamoyl-phosphate synthase [ammonia], mitochondrial. Gene Ontology annotation, biological process: L-arginine biosynthetic process; L-glutamine metabolic process; 'de novo' pyrimidine nucleobase biosynthetic process. The record is from RefSeq and is a predicted model, not a curated record. Lineage: Eukaryota; Metazoa; Mollusca; Cephalopoda; Octopoda; Octopodidae. Gene Ontology annotation, molecular function: carbamoyl-phosphate synthase (glutamine-hydrolyzing) activity; metal ion binding; ATP binding. Gene Ontology annotation, cellular component: cytoplasm; carbamoyl-phosphate synthase complex.
GCUCAUUAUUCAGGAGCAGGUAACUCUGAACGUUUGCUCAGUUCCAUUAUUAUUAGGGGACUUCUCUGUCUCUCUCUCUCUCUCUACUGCUAAUAGAAGAAACUGUUCUAUUAUUACAUAAUUAUCUCAUUCAGCAUCGGUUAUUUCUUUCUUUCAGGUAUUUCAGAAGUGAAGAAUAUCUGAUUUGCACCAUGACGAUCUACCAGGCUUUGCAAUUUCAUGGCAAGAACUUACUCAAACAUAAUCUAAAAUUAAUUUGCAGCAAUUAUCGCCAUGUAUCUGUAACCUGUGACAUUCCCUCUAGAAUUGCACGACCACGUAAAGCUCACCUUGUGUUGCAAGAUGGAAGCUAUUACCAAGGAUAUUCAUUCGGCCAUGAAAGUUCUUGCAGUGGAGAAGUUGUAUUCAAUACAGGUCUUGUGGGAUAUCCUGAAGCCCUUUCAGACCCAAGUUAUCGAGGACAGAUAUUGACAUUGACAUAUCCAAUUGUUGGCAAUUAUGGAGUCCCAGACACCAAUAUUAAGGAUGAGCAUGGACUAAUGUUGAAUGUUGAAUCUGAUCGCAUCCAUGUUUCUGGUUUGAUUGUACAAGAUUAUUCCCACCAACACAGCCACUGGAAUUCAGUCAAAUCACUCUCCCAGUGGCUUAAAGAAGACGAAAUACCUGCCUUGUAUGGUAUUGACACCAGGAUGAUAACAAAGAAAGUUCGCGACAUGGGCACAGUCUUAGGAAAGAUUGAAUUUGAAGAUCAGCCUGUGGAAUUUAUUAAUCCAAAUACUCGAAACCUGAUGGCAGAAAUCUCAACAAAUGAAGUAAGAUACUAUGGAAAAGGGAACCCUUAUAAGAUUGUAGCUGUUGAUUGUGGGAUUAAGCACAACAUGAUUAGAAGUUUGAUCAAAUUCCUGAAUCAAAAUAGACCAGAGCCUCUCUUUGGAAUCUGUAUGGGAAACCAACUGACUGCUUUAGCUGCUGGUGCUCAGACUUAUAAGUUGGCACUUGGAAAUCGUGGCCAUAACCAACCUGUUGUGAAUGUUCUAACUAACCAGGCAUUUAUCACAUCACAGAACCAUGGCUUUGCCAUUGAUAGUAGUUCUCUGCCAGAAGACUGGAAUGUUUUGUUUGUCAAUGCCAAUGACAAAACUAAUGAGGGUAUUAUGCACAAAUCACGUCCUAUAUUUACGGCCCAGUUCCAUCCUGAAGCUUGGGGAGGUCCAACAGAUACAGAGUUCCUAUUCGACUAUUUCCUUGAACUUGUCAAAACUCAGCAGCCCUCUGUGUACCAUAUUUUGAAACCAGCACCUAAAGUUCAACCUCUUGUAAAGGUCAAAAAAGUACUUGUAUUGGGCAGUGGUGGACUGUCUAUUGGUCAAGCUGGAGAGUUUGAUUAUAGUGGUUCUCAAGCUGUGAAGGCUCUAAAGGAAGAGGACAUUCAGACCGUGCUGAUGAAUCCUAACAUUGCUUCAGUACAGACGAAUGCUGAAGGGGCAAAACAGGCAGAUAUCGUUUAUUUUCUGCCAAUCACAACAGAAUUUGUGACAGAGAUCAUUAAAAGAGAGCGUCCUGAUGGUUUACUACUUUCCAUGGGAGGUCAGACAGCACUGAAUUGUGGUGUGGAGUUGUAUCGUAAUGGUAUUUUGAAAGAAUAUGAUGUAAAGGUACUUGGUACGCCCGUUGAAUCAAUUGAGGCAACUGAGGAUCGCCAGAUUUUUGCAGACAGAUUGAUAGAAAUCAAUGAGAAAUUAGCCCCCAGCUUUGCUGUGGAAAAUUUGAAAGAUGCAUAUAAUGCAGCAGAAACCAUUGGAUAUCCUGUUAUGGUGAGAGCUGCCUAUGCUCUUGGCGGUCUUGGCUCUGGAGUAUGCUAUGACAAGCAGUCUUUAAAAGCUGUUGUGAACCAUGCUCUGGCAGUGACAAAACAAGUUCUUAUUGAGAAGUCUCUGCUUGGCUGGAAAGAAGUUGAAUAUGAAGUAGUACGUGACUGUCAAGACAAUUGUAUUACAGUUUGCAAUAUGGAAAACUUUGAUCCACUUGGUGUACACACAGGUGAUUCUAUUGUUGUUGCUCCCAGCCAAACCUUAUCCAACCAAGAGUAUCAUAUGCUGCGGGAGACGGCCAUUAAAGUUGUCCGACACUUUGGCAUUAUUGGAGAGUGCAAUAUUCAGUAUGCUCUUCACCCAACAUCAUUAGAGUACUGCAUUAUUGAAAUCAAUGCUCGUCUUUCUCGAAGUUCUGCUUUGGCUUCUAAGGCCACUGGGUACCCAUUAGCAUUUAUUGCUGCCAAACUGGCUCUGGGUAUUCCUUUGCCCAGUCUUGAAAACAAAACAACCCAAAUGACAACAGCCUGCUUUGAGCCAAGUUUAGAUUACAUCGUUACCAAAAUUCCACGCUGGGACCUUGAUCGCUUCCAAAACAUUUCCAAAGAGAUUGGCAGUUCAAUGAAAAGUGUCGGUGAAGUGAUGUCAAUUGGACGGACAUUUGAAGAAAGUCUACAGAAAGCUCUUCGGAUGACACACCCUUCCAUUGAGGGAUUUAGCCCCAAGCUGCCUGCAGGUAAGACCUAUCCACCUGAGUUUGACCUUGAAGCAAAUCUGAGGGUGCCAAACAACACUAGGAUUCAUUCAAUAGCAAAGGCAUUCCACGCUGGUUACAGUGUUGAAGAUGUGCAUCAGUUGACACAAAUUGAUCGGUGGUUCCUGCACAAACUCCUGAGUGUUGUCAACUUAGAGAAAGAUCUUGCUUCAUAUUCAAAGGAAACUAUUGAGGAAGAAAUGCUGAGGCUGGCAAAACAAGCCGGUUUUUCUGAUAAGCAGGUUGGAAAUGUGUUGGGAAUCAGUGAAGAUGUAGCUCGAGGGCUGCGAAUCAAGAAAAAUAUAAUACCCUGGGUUAAACAGAUUGAUACAAUGGCAGCUGAAUACCCUGCAAAAACCAACUAUCUGUAUUGUUCUUACAAUGGAAUGGAACAUGAUCUUCAAUUUGGAGAUCUUGGAACAAUGAUUCUUGGAUGUGGUCCGUAUCAUAUUGGCAGCAGUGUAGAAUUUGACUGGUGUGCAGUAUCUGCUAUCCGGUCCCUCAAAGAAGCUAAUCGCAGCACCAUUGUCAUCAAUCAUAACCCUGAGACUGUAAGUACUGACUUUGAUGAAUGUGACAAAUUGUAUUUUGAAGAACUCUCUCUUGAACGUGUACUUGAUAUUUACCAGCAUGAGAACUGUAAUGGCAUCAUUGUUUCUGUUGGUGGUCAAGUCCCUAAUAACCUUGCCCUGCCACUUUACAACCAUAAUGUGCACAUAUUUGGUACAAGCCCUUUGAUGAUUGACAAUGCUGAGAAUCGAUCUGUUUUCUCUGCUAUCCUUGAUGAAUUGAAUAUAGACCAACCAGAAUGGCGAUCCCUCAGCUCAUUGGAUGAGGCACUGGAUUUUGCCGCCAGCGUCGGUUACCCAUGUCUACUACGUCCGUCUUACAUACUGAGUGGCUCAGCCAUGAAUGUAGCUUAUGAACCAGAGGAGUUAGAGACAUACCUACAACAGGCAACUCAAGUGUCAAUGGAGUAUCCAGUGGUCAUCACAAAAUUUAUUGAAGGAGCUAAGGAGAUUGAAAUGGAUGCUGUAGCUGACCACGGUCAUGUUGUUAGCCAUGCAAUCUGCGAACAUGUUGAAAAUGCUGGAGUCCAUAGUGGUGAUGCUACCCUCAUUCUACCCACACAAAGCAUUUCAAAAGAAGUUCUGAAAAAUAUCCGGGAAUCAACUGCCAAAAUUGCCAAAAGAUUUGAAAUCACAGGUCCAUUCAAUAUUCAAUAUAUUGCUAGUGAGAAUUCAGUCAAGGUGAUUGAAUUGAAUCUUCGUGCUUCCAGGUCAUGUCCCUUUGUUUCUAAAACAAUUGGUACUGACUUUGUAGCCACAGCCACAAAAGUUAUGACCAAUCUUCCUAUUGAAAGGAACCAUUUGCCCAGUCUAGAUAACCCUAUGGAUCCCAAAACAUAUGUAGGCAUAAAGGCGCCCAUGUUUUCCUGGCCCCGUUUGAGGGAUGCUGAUCCUUUGCUGAAGUGUGAAAUGGCUUCCACAGGUGAAGUUGCUUGCUUUGGGUCAACGAAGUACACUGCCUUCCUGAAAGCUAUAAUGUCUUCUGGUUUCAAAAUGCCACGUCAAGGGAGUAAUGUAAUGAUUGGUGUACAACAUUCUUUCCAUUCUAAUUUUCUUCCAUUGGCCAAAAAGCUUUCAGAUCUGGGAUAUAAGCUGUUUGCAACUGAUGCAACAGCACAUUAUUUGAAUGCACACAAGAUAAACACACAAGCAGUUGCUUGGGCUUUGACUGGAAAUGAAGAACAAGAUCUACCUGUAGCUACAAAAAUGAUCCAGGAUAGAGAAAUAGACUUGGUAAUCAAUCUGCCAAACCAUCAAACAAAAUACAUCAAGGACAAUUAUCUCAUCAGACGAGCAUCCAUAGACAAUGCUGUUCCUUUGAUAACGAACUUUGAGGUUGUCAAGCUGUUGGUUGAGGCACUCGACUAUGUUGGUGAUAUGAAAGCUACAAGCCUGUUUGAUUACCGCAACCCAAAAGCAAAACAGAGACAAGCUGAUUAGCUGACUAAGAACAAAAACUAACUCUUCUCAAACAUCACUAUAAGGAUUCAUUCAAACUAUUGAAUGUCAGGGACACAACUUAAAAUACACAGCUAUUCUUCUCCUAAUCUCGAUAAACUGUUUUUAAAUUCUACUUCAAGAACACAGCUCCAAUAUCCUAUGUAUUCUAUUUUAUAAUGGAUUACAUACAUACAUACAUACAUAUAUAUAUAUAUAUAUA